Messenger RNA from Hemicordylus capensis (graceful crag lizard), 656 nucleotides. It is a transcript of the gene NDUFB3, whose product is annotated as NADH:ubiquinone oxidoreductase subunit B3. Gene Ontology annotation, cellular component: mitochondrion. The transcript is spliced from 3 exons. Gene Ontology annotation, biological process: mitochondrial respiratory chain complex I assembly; electron transport chain. Lineage: Eukaryota; Metazoa; Chordata; Lepidosauria; Squamata; Cordylidae. The record is from RefSeq and is a predicted model, not a curated record. The coding region runs from base 266 to 556 and encodes 96 amino acids.
GUUAACAUGAGAAUUCCUCUGGUGCAGCAUUCUGUUUCCAACAGGCUACCAACCAGAUGGCUCGGAAAGCUCACAAGCAAGGCAUGAUGAAAUUGUUUCCCUCCAGCAUCAGCUACUUGGAGAAAUACUGCUUCUGAACAUGGAGGUUCUUCUUGGCUAUCAGAGCCCAUCACUACUGAUAAUCUGACCUCUUUGAAAUUAUCAGAUCCUUUUUUAAAGUGAAGUGUACUACAAGGACAAAUACCGAAGUUGUCCAUUUCAAAGCAUGGGACAUGGACAUGAACAGGGUCAUGGCAAAAUGGAGCUUCCUGAUUAUAAACAGUGGAAGAUAGAGGGUACUCCUCUACAGGACAUCCAGGAAAGGUUGGCUCGGCGGGGUCUCAGGGAUCCAUGGCUUCGCAAUGAAGCAUGGAGGUUUUCUGGUGGCUUUGCAAAACCUGUCACUUUCAUGGAAGUUAUCGGCAGAGGAUUCAAAUGGGGAUUUGCAGCCUUUGUGGUAGCAAUUGCAAUUGAGUAUGCAUUGUUCCCGCCAAAGAAAGAUAAUGGGCAUCACUGAAGAUCAGAAUUUCCAUUUUGGUUUAUCUUCUGAAUUAUUAAUAAUUGUAUAUUCUGGGUUUGCUUGGAAAGAAGCACAUUAAAGCUCUUCAAGAAGAAUA